Molecule: messenger RNA, 2721 nt
Organism: Clarias gariepinus (North African catfish)
Lineage: Eukaryota; Metazoa; Chordata; Actinopteri; Siluriformes; Clariidae
Product: short transient receptor potential channel 7-like
Exons: 12
Coding region: 1-2721 (906 amino acids)
Biological process (GO): manganese ion transport; calcium ion transmembrane transport; regulation of cytosolic calcium ion concentration
Cellular component (GO): membrane; cation channel complex
Molecular function (GO): protein binding; inositol 1,4,5 trisphosphate binding; store-operated calcium channel activity
Source: RefSeq, a predicted model, not a curated record
AUGUCGCGUGGAAGCUUGAAGCUCCAAGCGGCGCACGGCAGACCGGAGCUGCUGCUGCUCCACACGCUCCCGUUAAGCGGACAGGUGGAGUUCGAGUACAGCAACCUGCCGGGUCAUCCGGCUCAUCAUCACGUGCACUUUCCUGAUGCACAUCACACGUUUGAAGCCAUGCAGCGCAGACACACGACCUUGAGGGAGAAAGGUCGCAGAGGGCCGGCGUACAUGUUCAGCGAGCGCGACACGAGUCUCACGGCCGAAGAGGAGCGCUUCCUGGAUGCCGCAGAGUAUGGAAACAUCCCAGUUGUCCGGAAGAUGCUGGAAGACUCGGAGACGCUCAACGUGAACUGCGUGGACUACAUGGGCCAGAAUGCUCUCCAGCUCGCCGUGGCCAACGAGCACCUCGAGGUGACCGAGCUGCUCCUGAAGAAAGAAGGUCUAGCACGGGUGGGCGAUGCCCUGCUCCUGGCUAUCAGUAAAGGCUACGUACGGAUCGUGGAAGCCAUUUUGGCGCAUCCGGCUUUCGUAGGUGGCCGCCACUUCGCCCCGAGCAUCUUGGAACGGGAACAGAGAAAUGAAGAUGACGACUUCUACGCGUACGACGAGGACGGAACGCGGUUUUCACGCGACGUGACGCCGGUGAUCCUGGCUGCACAGUGUCAGGAGUAUGAGAUCAUACACACCCUGCUGGUCAAAGGUGCACGCAUCGAAAAGCCUCACAAUCACUUCUGUAAGUGCGCAGAGUGCUCCGAGAAGCAGGGGCAAGACUCCUUCAGCCACUCGCGCUCACGCAUGAAUGCCUACAAAGGCCUGGCGAGUGCCGCCUACCUCUGCCUGUCCAGUGAAGAUCCGGUGCUGACGGCACUCGAGCUCAGCAACGAGCUCACGCAACUCGCCAACGUCGAGACCGAGUUCAAGAACGACUACAGAAAGCUGUCCAUGCAGUGUAAAGACUUUGUGGUCGGGGUGCUGGACCUGUGUCGAAACACAGAGGAGGUCGAGGCCAUUCUGAACGGGAACGUGGACCAUAAGCUGCCGACUGAACACAGCAGACCCUGCCUGAGCCGCGUCAAACUGGCCAUCAAGUUCGAAGUCAAAAAGUUCGUGGCUCAUCCGAACUGUCAGCAGCAGCUCCUGACCAUGUGGUAUGAAAAUCUGUCUGGUUUGAGGCAACAGUCCAUAGGAGUGAAAUGUUUAACGGUUCUCGGGGUGAUGGUGACUCUGCCAUUCUUGGCCAUCGCGUACUGGAUUAUGCCGUACCGUAAGCUGGGUCAGGUGCUCCGCAGUCCGUUCAUGAAGUUUGUGGCUCAUGCGGUGUCCUUCACCAUCUUCCUGUGCUUGCUGGUGCUCAACGCCUCCGAUCGCUUUGAUGGAGUCAAAAACCUGCCCAAUGAAACCAUCACUGAUCACCCGCGGCAGGUCUUCAGGGUCAAAACCACUCGGUUCUCCUGGACCGAGAUGCUAAUAAUGAAAUGGGUGCUGGGAAUGAUCUGGUCAGAGUGUAAAGAGAUUUGGGAGGACGGGUUGCGUGAUUACAUCAUGCAACUGUGGAACAUUUUAGACUUCGGGAUGCUGUCCAUCUUCGUGGCAUCGUUCACAGCGAGGCUCAUGGCAUUUCUGCAUGCCUCGCAAGCGCAGCUGUAUGUUGACCUGUACGUGACGAGCUCGGACCUCAGCAACGUCUCACUGCCUGCUGAGGUGGCCUACUUCACUUACGCAAGGAAUCGCUGGCUUCCCUCUGACCCCCAGCUCAUCUCUGAAGGCCUCUACUCUAUUGCUGUAGUCCUGAGCUUCUCACGCAUCGCCUACAUCCUGCCGGCCAACGAGAGCUUUGGACCACUACAAAUCUCCCUGGGCCGCACAGUGAAGGACAUCUUCAAGUUUAUGGUCAUCUUCAUCAUGGUCUUCCUUGCCUUCAUGAUCGGCAUGUUUAAUUUGUACUCCUACUACCUGGGUGCCAAGUAUAACCCUGCCUUCACCACGGUUGAAGAAAGCUUCAAGACACUGUUCUGGUCCAUUUUUGGUUUGAGUGAGGUGAUCUCUGUGGUGUUGAAGUAUGACCAUAAAUUCAUUGAAAACAUCGGCUACGUCCUGUAUGGUGUCUACAAUGUCACCAUGGUGAUUGUGCUGCUCAACAUGCUGAUCGCCAUGAUGAACCACUCCUACCAGGAGAUUGAGGAGGAUGCAGAUGUUGAGUGGAAGUUUGCUCGAGCUAAGCUCUGGCUCUCCUACUUUGAUGAAGGCAGGACUCUUCCUCCACCUUUUAAUCUGGUGCCCAGUCCUAAGUCAUUCUAUUACAUGGGCUUACGCACAAGAUCUUGUCUCGUCAGACUAUGCAAGGCCAAAGGACGUCGUGGAAGUCAGCAAGAUAUGGACACUCCACAUUCUUUAUCUAAGCUCCACAGGUAUCGACCAUGCCGUACUCAAGACGAAUACACAAUGAGAAAUUCUAUCAAACAUCCAACUAGAUACCAGAAGAUCAUGAAGCGCCUCAUUAAGCGAUAUGUCCUGAAGGCUCAAGCUGACAGUGAAAACGAUGAAGUCAAUGAGGGUGAGCUGAAGGAGAUAAAGCAGGACAUCUCCAGCCUACGCUAUGAGCUACUAGAGGAGAAAUCUCAGAUCACAACAGAACUCGCUGAUCUCAUUCAGCAGCUGGGUAACAUGCUCAGUAAAUUGACCAAUAAAUCAGUAAUCCCCGAAGAACCUUCAACCAAGAUGCCCUGA